Messenger RNA from Eubalaena glacialis (North Atlantic right whale), 4792 nucleotides. RefSeq names its product protein phosphatase 1 regulatory subunit 12B (gene PPP1R12B). The transcript is spliced from 25 exons. Gene Ontology annotation, molecular function: phosphatase regulator activity; enzyme inhibitor activity; protein kinase binding. The coding region runs from base 91 to 3465 and encodes 1124 amino acids. Gene Ontology annotation, cellular component: cytoplasm; Z disc; A band. NCBI's taxonomy places the organism in Eukaryota, Metazoa, Chordata, Mammalia, Artiodactyla, Balaenidae. Gene Ontology annotation, biological process: signal transduction. The record is from RefSeq and is a predicted model, not a curated record.
GUAAAGAUGGCCGCGCGCGGGUCUCCGCCCUCCGCUCCCGGCUGAGGCGCUUGGCGGCGGCUGCGGCGGCGGCCCUCAGCAGCGGCGGCGAUGGCGGAGAUGGAGCACCUGGGCGGGAAGCGGGCCGAGUCGGCGCGGGCACGGCGGGCCGAGCAGCUGCGGCGCUGGCGGGGCUCGCUGACAGAGCAGGAGCCCGCCGACCGGCCGGGCGCGGGGCUGCCGCCGCAGGCUCAGCGCGGGGGCCCGCGGGUCCGCUUCGAGGACGGCGCCGUGUUCCUGGCCGCCUGCUCUAGCGCGGACACCGACGAGGUGAGGCGGCUCCUGGCCCGGGGCGCCGACGUGGACACGGCCAACGUGGACGGCCUGACCGCCCUGCACCAGGCUUGUAUUGAUGAAAAUUUGGACAUGGUGAAGUUUCUGGUGGAGAAUGGAGCCAAUGUAAACCAGCAGGACAACGAGGGCUGGACACCCCUCCACGCAGCAGCGUCCUGUGGCUACCUCAACAUAGCAGAGUAUUUCAUUAACCAUGGGGCCAGCGUGGGUGUUGUGAACAGUGAAGGAGAAGUCCCUUCUGACCUCGCAGAAGAGCCUGCCAUGAAGGAUCUUCUUCUGCAGCAAGUGAAGAAGCAAGGGGUCGAUCUCGAGCAGUCGAGGAAGGCAGAGGAACAGCAGAUGCUGCAGGACGCCCGCCAGUGGCUCAACAGCGGGAAGAUACAGGAUGUGAGGCAGGCGCGCUCAGGGGCCACUGCCCUUCACGUAGCUGCCGCCAAGGGCUACUCUGAGGUCCUCAGACUUUUGACUCAGGCUGGCUAUGAGCUCAAUGUCCAGGACCGCGACGGCUGGACCCCGCUCCAUGCCGCCGCACACUGGGGGGUGAAGGAGGCGUGCUCCAUCCUGGCAGAAGCCCUCUGUGACAUGGACGUCAGGAGCAAACUGGGCCAGACGCCGUUUGAUGUGGCUGACGAGGGCCUCGUGGAGCACCUGGAGAUGCUGCAGAAGAAGCAGAGCGUGCUUCGAAGUGAAAAAGAGACACGGAAUAAGCUCAUUGAGUCAGACCUGAACAGCAAGUUGCACGGUAGACUCUUUAAGAACAAAGAGAAGAUGCUCUAUGAGGAGGAGACACCGAAGCCCCAGGAAACGGAGGAUGAAAACAAAGAAUCCAGCAGCUCCAGCUCAGACGAGGACGAAGGUGCAGAUGAGGCUUCUGAGUCAGAAACCGAGAAGGAGGCGGGUGAUGCCGAGACCCUCUGUCCCCAGAGCACGGGGGGUCGCUGCUUGUCACAAGAUAAAAAGCUGGGAGCCAUCGUCAACCAUUCCGACUCUGAAAGCAAGAGUAGUGCCGCAGAGCCGACACCAGCACCGGCGCAGAGCACCUCCUCCGCCUCUUCAGCCAGGAGAUUCUCCGGCCUUUUCAACAAGCCGGAAGAGCUCAGAGAUGAGUCUCCGUCUUCGUGGAGGCUGGGCCUCAGGAAGACUGGUAGCCAGAACGUGCUGAGCGAGGCGGCCAGGUCCAGGGAGGCCCUGCGGGACCGGGGCGCGUACAUCCACCGCUCGGCCUCCAGCCCCCGCAUCUCCGCUGUGCUGGACAACAGAGAAAAGGAGAGAGAAAACAGAAGCUAUUUCAGUUCACUGGGGCCGCGGAGGCUCAGCAGCGCCAGCGACCUGGAGGAGAAGGAGAACAGAGAGUCGGCUGCUCACCUGGUGCGGAGCGGCCCCCCUGCCCGCCAGCUGUGGAGGGACGGAGCGGAGGGGAGCGAAUCUCUGCAGACGGCCGCUCCUUCCACCUACGUGACAACCUAUCUGAAAAGGCCUCCUCACAAAUCCCAGGCUGACUCCACAGCGGAGAGAACAGUAGACAGUGUGUCUUGCGGCACCCCCCUCUGUGUGAUCACGAAUCGCGCCCCACCUAGCACUGCCAAUGGGGUCACAGCUGCCGCUCUGCUCUCCACUCCUGGGACAGACUCCUCUGUGGAAGCCAGGGAGAGGAGGAGGUCGUAUCUGACUCCUGUACGGGAUGAGGAAGCAGAGUCGUUACGGAAAGCGCGCUCCAGACAAGCUCGGCAGACUCGAAGGUCUACCCAAGGUGUAACCCUGACGGAUCUCCAGGAAGCAGAAAGGACGUUCAGCCGGUCGAGGGCAGAGCGUCAGGCUCAGGAACAGCCCAGCCUGAAGCCCGUGGGCCCCAGAGGGCUUGAGGGCAGCGCCCAGAAGCAUGAGCCCCUAGCAGCCCCUGCAGAGGAAGCUGGGGAGAGCCGCCAGCCCUGGGACCGGAGUCUGGAGGAUCAGCCUGUGUAUCGUCGCCUGAGGUGUCCGGCUCAGCCAGAAAAACCCACGACACCAGUGUCACCUCCUGCCCCGAGACCCUCCCUCUACACCAGUUCCUACCUGCUCCGGACGGGUAGGUCUUCAGCCCCUGAUUCAGAGAGUUCAGAGCCCCCCGCCAGCCCUGCAGGGGCAAAGGAAAUGGACAAAAACGAGGGCGAAGAAGCAGAUUUGGGUGAUCAGUCCUCUAACAGGCUGUCCAUUCGUGAGAGGAGGCGGCCCAAGGAGCGACGAAGAGGCACAGGCAUCAACUUCUGGACGAAGGAUGAAGAUGAAACUGAUGUCUCGGAAGAGGUGAAAGCAGCGUGGCAUGAACGACUUUCUAGGUUGGAACUGGGAGGCAGUGACGCCAGCAGCGAGCGGGCCUCGGCCAGAGCCCGCCGGGAGGCCCGCGAGGCCCGCCUGGCCACCCUGAGCAGCCGCGCGGGGGAGGACAGCAGCAGGGACUACAGAAAGCUCUACGAGAGCGCCCUGACCGAAAACCAGAAACUGAAGACAAAACUUCGGGAGGCCCAGCUCGAGCUGGCAGACGUGAAAUCCAAGCUUGAGAAGGUGGCCCAGGUGAACCAAGUAGUGAAAUCGGCACAGCUUCUGCACUGCUCAGGCUUAGGGAAGAGAGGCUUGUGGUGCAGACGCGCCGCGGCUGUGACCUUCAGAGCAGACGCAGAAACAAGACAAGACGGCCGACCGGUCGUCGGUCCUGGAGAUGGAGAAGCGGGAGAGGCGAGCCUUGGAGCGGAAGAUGUCGGAGAUGGAGGAGGAGAUGAAGGUCCUGACGGAACUGAAGUCCGACAACCAGAGGCUGAAGGACGAGAACGGCGCCCUCAUCAGGGUCAUCAGCAAGCUGUCCAAGUAGACCAGGCGCUGGCUACCCGGGAAGGCGCCGGGCCCCCCCUCUCCCCCGCUGGCACCCGCCAGCCAAGAGGAGCCAGAAGGACCUUUCUCUGGCCGUCGUCCAGUUGCCGCCUCUGCACCCUCAGUGUCCCCUCCUCCGGCCCCUGCCCCUGGGUUUCAGACAGUUUUCAUCGAAGCACGACUGCGAUCCCUCAACCGACAGAGCCGUCUGGUGGAGGCCUCGGGGUCGCCAGGCCAGCCGCGGACCUGGCCUCCCGGACCUGGCUGCCGGGCCGCUGGUCCACGUAGCGCUUGGUCCAGGCCCCAGCCCUGCUGCCACCGCCAUGCGCUCUGGCGUGGGACACACAAGGGGAGGCCUCUGGAGCUGCCGCCACUAGAUCCAAGUUGACAGUGACUCCACGUCGGGGUGCCUGCUUGUCCUUGCCUCUCAGGAACUGACUUUUCUCUAACUCCCGCCGGUGGUGGUGGAAUUUUUUCUACCAGCAACCCCGUGGCACCCUGACUGGUCUUAACGCCCGUUCCCUCCGUGUCUGGCCCUCUCCCCAGGGCUCGGGUGACCUGGCUUGCCCUUUCCCUUUCUGCCCUUUUACUUUCCUUCCUCCAUCCGCCCCGCAGCGCGUGCCCCGGGGGGUAGGGGCUGGGGCAGAGCACCGACCCCAGCGGUGUGCCCAGGCAGCAGUACCGCCAGCCUCUCCCCGGCCAAGCCGGGCUGGGCUCAGCUCCCCAUCGUCCUCCCCAUGUAGCGUUUCUCUACUAGAACCCCUGCCUGCCCCACCUCCCUUUGACCUCGUCUCCUCUCCUGAAGAGAAGUGGCGCUGCUGUGAGGAGGCGUGGGGGGCGUCUGAGGCCCCCACCCCUCAUGCCUUGUGCUGUGAGCGUGGUGGGCUUGAUGGCGUCGGGGGCGUGUUCAGGGGAGAGACGAUUGUUUGGUCAGAAGCCAGCAGGAGGAAUGAGUCUGGACUCGGAGUGGCGAGACCCGGUGGCCAAGGCUGUGUCCCAGGGACCCCACCCCGCGGUCAGGGAGCCUCUGGCAGCUGUGCCUUGAUCGCUCGAAAGCUGGGCAGCUUGGAUGAGAGUUGAGGUCUUCCUGAGGGUCCCCCUGUAACAUGACAGCCCUCCCGUACCUCCGGUUGGGGACCCCCAAGGUGCUGACGCUCCCCUGGGCCUGGAAGUCGGUCCCUACAUGCCCUGCUUUUCCCACCUGCCCUGUCUUGGCUAUCCUUCUCUGGACGAAAACCUGGACAGGUGGCUCCCUUGGUCCAGCACAGAAUUAGGUCAUGAGUUCUUGAUGAUGCCCCAGUAUUAACACUUAAGUGUGCUUUUUGUAGGCGCUUUAUCCCUCGGCUGGUUUGAGUGUGCAGGUCACUUUGGAGUUGCCGGAGACAUUCAGUGUGUAGCGGUCCAUUCUCAACAUACGCUACCUCUGUCUGGUUUCUCUUUCUUUCCAGCCCCUUCCAUGGCCCUCAGAAAUGUCACACGCUCUUUAACCCAGAGCCAUGAUCAAGGUCCCAGUUCAGGAUAGGAAAUUUGUCUCCUGGGGCAAAACGCCUUUCUCAGAGUUUGCAAAUUCUUCCAUGUCCAACCAUUUCCUGCGAGGAGCGACGCCUGGGGGGGG